UGUUUGAGGUUAUUUUUUGUGAGUUGUUGUUUACUUUAGGAAAUUUGAAUAAAAUCCUCCUCUAUCUAAUGUGAUUUGUGCGACAAAAGUUCGAGUAUUGCAAAUAAUUGCGGUCAUGACUUCCAAGCUGGAGGUUUUAUGGAGCCCCAUUCGAGAUCGGUUUAUUAUUUGGGGGGGCGACACUAUUACGUCCCAUCAGCUAGUACCGAAGAAAGAAGGGGGCCCAACCGUUGGCAGUUACAAUGUCUCUAAAACGCACACCACUGAAUUGAUUUGCACUGCCAACAAUCAGCAUCAAGUUAAAUGUCUGGACAUUUACCCCCUUUCUCAGGGGGAUGAAAUUGUGGCCCUGGGUGGCAGCGGGGGUAAAAUUACAGUUACCUAUAUGGCAAAACUGGCUUCAGAAGGAAGCGGCCUGCCGAAGAAAGAGUUCAAUGCAAAAUGCCCCAGGCCUUGCACUUCAGUUCACUUCAACCCAGUUGAUUGCCAGUUGGUGGCUGUGGGGCUGGAAAAGUACAAGCCGGACAACUCUAUAAUGAUCUUCGACAUCACCCAAGUAUGCGCUAAAAGGGACCCCAUAGUUGGCUUUAUGGGCUCUAAUGGGGUGGCCGAAAGCACCAAACCAGUAUGGGAAUUUGGGAUGUCCGAGCAUUGCCAGAAUCUCUCCUGGUUUCACAACAACAGCAAAAUUCUAGCCACUGGCAUGAACAUGAAGUUCAUCCGCCUGUAUGAUAUCCGCGAUUUGAACCGGGUGGUCAGUUCAACGGUCACAAAGGCGGCUUUAGGCGUGUGCACUAAUCCGAAAGAUGACAAAUAUUUGGCCUCAUACUUCGAAAAUCAAAUUUACGUUUGGGAUACUCGGAACAUUGAAAAACCCAUUCAGAUCUUGCCGCAGGCCAAACCAGUCCUCAAAGUGGGAUGGUGUCCUACUAAAAGUAAUCUGCUAACAACGUUGCAAAGAGACAAUGGCUAUGUAAGUCUCUACGAUAUUCAAUAUCCAACUAUCGGAAAUGAGGAUGUUGAGCCAACUGUUAUGGAGCGAACUAUUAAUUUAAAGUCCACAUAUCCUCUGGCUUCUUUCAGUUGGCAUCCCCAUGAUGAAAACCGAAUAAUGACCUGCAGUGGUUCGAAUGCUUUAGGCAAAAUUGAAUUACGGGAUCAUUCAGUCUAUGAUAGAAUAACUCUGAAUUUAACGCCGUACUUUCAACUGAUCUGGUCCCAUGGGAAGAAGACCCUAAAGUGUCUCGACGUUAAACAUAUAUCCGGAUGUGGUGAUAUUUCCACGAAGAUACAACGGCGUGCCAAGGCACAGUAUGGACUGGAUGAUGAUUUAUAUAAAAACGCCGAAAUGGUGAAGGAAGACGAAGUCUUGGCCAAUGUCUGGCACUGGUUGCAUUUGAGUGCCAAACUGGUUGAAGAUGGCAAAGUAACGGGCCCAACGCUAAACACCAGUUUCAAACACCCGGGUGUUCUCUCUGUUAUUAAUAACGAUCACGACAACUUCUCGUCUGAAGCCAUUACAGUUUCAUGGACCGAUUUGGGCCACGUGAAUUGCAGAGGAUCGGUGAAAUUCUACGUGCGAACAGACCGCAGUAUGGCCCUACUAUUGUGCUCCUGGCCAUCCAACAACGACAUUUCCAGUAUCACCACCAUAGUCGAAUACCUGGAAAAAGAAGGAGCUUAUUCCAGGGCUGCGGCAAUGGCAGUUUUCAAUCUUCAGGUUCCUCUGGCAAUUGAAGUGCUGAAUCGAGCACCAGUUGAGGCAGGGCUAAGUUACGUAGGCAUCGCGCUUGCAGGAUUUUCCAACGAAGAGGACAGCAAUUGGAGGAAAUUUUGCGCUACUGCAUUAAAAAAAAUUGCUGACCCAUAUUUGAAAGCGUUGUUCAGCUUCCUGCUUUCGGAGAAUCAUAAUUACGAUUGCGUUUUGAAGGAUACCAAAAUUGCUGUGGACGAUCGAGUAGGUUUUGCAUUGGUGUUCCUAUCCGAUCACAAGCUGGCGGAUUAUUUAAACAAAUUAAGCGCCGAGUUAUGCGACAAAGGCAACCUGGAUGGUCUGCUAUUAACAGGCAACAGUCCCAAAGGCUUAAAACUGCUGCAAAAUUACUUGGACGAUACAGCAGACAUUCAGUCGACCACCCUCAUCGGAGUGAGGGCGUUCCCGCAGGAGUUGGAUUCGCCGAAUGUGAAAAACUGGAUUGAAAACUACCAGGAGUUACUAAAUCAAUGGAAGUAUUGGUUUGAAAGGGCCGAAUUCGAUCUGAUGUUGGUCAAGUAUAAGAAUGAAAGGCCCACGCCGCAAGUGUACAUGUCGUGUACCUAUUGCGGGAAAAACAUCUCUGCCCAUUUGAGGACGCUGAAAAACCAGCAAUUUUCGCGGAUAAACGUGGCAGGAUCAUCCAAUAAGUUAACUGGAUGCCCUCAUUGCCGGAAGCCGUUGCCGAGAUGCAUUAUUUGCCUAAUGACAAUGGGAACGUGUAUUGCCGAAAUUAAGGGAAUUAAACCGCAGUCAUUCGACAACUGGUUCACUUGGUGCCAAAGUUGCAGGCAUGGAGGACAUUCGCGACACUUGACGAAUUGGUUUAUGGAACAUCUAGAGUGUCCGAUGGUGGGAUGCUCUUGUAAAUGCUACUCUCUAGACUAUUCCACUUUGGCCAAUUGAAACGUUCCUUUGUACAGUUUGUGAUGAAUAAACAUAGAUUUUUCAA
Messenger RNA from Dendroctonus ponderosae (mountain pine beetle), 2705 nucleotides. RefSeq names its product GATOR complex protein MIOS (gene mio). Gene Ontology annotation, cellular component: cytoplasm. Gene Ontology annotation, molecular function: protein binding. The record is from RefSeq and is a predicted model, not a curated record. The transcript is spliced from 12 exons. The coding region runs from base 116 to 2659 and encodes 847 amino acids. Gene Ontology annotation, biological process: positive regulation of TORC1 signaling; cellular response to amino acid starvation. NCBI's taxonomy places the organism in Eukaryota, Metazoa, Arthropoda, Insecta, Coleoptera, Curculionidae.